GAUGGGGGUGGGGUACAGGAGCAAUGCCCCCCCACCCCCAACUCCUGAGUACAGAGAUGGGGAGGGGCCCAGUAUACUGCUUCUGCUCGUUCUGCUGGUGCCCAUUCUCCUGCUCCCCAUCUGUGGGGAGGUUGGUCCUCUGGAACAGCAGCACCACAGAAGGUCAACGCUGAGAGGAGCCUCAGGAGAGGAAGGGCAGGCAGAGGUGACAGCCAGCAGACCUGCACCUCCAAGACAGGGGCCCCGAGAGCAGAACCCUCCCUCCCAACCCAAAGCCAAGGGCAGCAAAGGUGGCCAAUCCCAGGCUCAGGGCCCCAGGCACCCCAAACCUCAAACCCAGGCCCGGGUUCCAAGGGCAGGAGUCCCCAACUCUACCCCAGGGCCCCAGCAAAAAGCCACCCACUCCUCUAACCUCAAGCUUAUGCCCCAAGGGGAGUGGUCUCUCCCCUUCCACCCCAGUCGCUGCCAAACCCCUCCAAGCCCGAGCCCCAAGGACAGGACUUCCCCCAACCUCAGUCCAAGCCUGGAGGUCCAAGCAAGAACUCAAAAGCAGCCAAAAGCGCCAGCCCCACCCCUCCCCCCAAGACCCGGGCACAGCCAAGAGGGCUGCCCACCGCCCCCCAAGGCCCCCCCACCGCCGCCGUCCCCCAAGGCCCCCCCACCCCCGCCGCCCCCCAAGGCCCCGGCACAGCCAAGAGGGCUGCCCACCGCCGCCGCCGCCGCCCCCCAAGCACAGACCCAGGGUCUUCCCAGGCCCGCUCUGCACUGCCUGGCCCUGGCCACAUCCCACCCACCUCCGUGUCCUCACCAUCCCAGGACUUCUUACUCCCAACCUUCCUCCGCCUUCUCAUCGGCCUACCUGCCAGCCUGUGGACCUCACAUACCAGGCUGGGGGGACCAGGGAUUCAAGGAAGUCCCGGUGUGGGGGAGUGUGGAAUCGGGACCUCGAAGGCCCAAGGAUGAGGGCCAGGGCAGCCCAGGCCCCGGGCCGGAAGGGCUCCAGGGCCCAGCCGAAGACUUAGAGCCCUUGUACCCAGGAGACAGCCUGGAGACAGGGGCGCUUCGGGAAACCCGUGCCUAUCUGGAGGCAGGAGGGGCCCUGCAGGGAAACCCCAUGUAG
Vombatus ursinus (common wombat) is the source of this 1120-nucleotide messenger RNA. RefSeq names its product basic salivary proline-rich protein 2-like. Lineage: Eukaryota; Metazoa; Chordata; Mammalia; Diprotodontia; Vombatidae. The transcript has 4 exons. The annotation marks the transcript as partial. The record is from RefSeq and is a predicted model, not a curated record.